AUGGACAAGAGUUGGAUGAAUAAGUCAAGACUAAGUCAAGAAUAUGUUGAUGGAGUUGACAGAUUUCUUGAUUUUGCAUUUAAUAAUUCAAGCAGUGAUAAUAAGAUUAUUUGCCCAUGUGUAAAAUGUGUGAAUGUACGUUGGCAAUCACGUGAAGUAGCAUUCGAUCAUUUAGCAUGUGAUGGUAUUAUACAAGGGUAUACUUGCUGGUUUUUCCAUGGAGAAAGUGUUCCUUCUACAAACAUUUCUUCAACUAGUUCUACCAGUCAUCUUGGGACAAACAACCCAUCCACCGGACAAGAUGGUAUGGAGGAAUUGUUGCUGGAUGCCUUUAACAUGCAACAUCACCUUGAUGCCCCGGAAUUUGUUGCUUCGCAUCCUACUGAUGAAAUGGAAGAUGGUAAUGAAACCCACCAAGGGUUAAAUGAAGAACAACCUUCUAAGGAAGCGUCAAAGUUCUACAAACUUCUGGAGGAUAUGAAUGGAAAGCUUUAUGACGGGUCGAAACACUCUACAUUGUAUUUUUGUAUCUGUCUUUUUCACUUAAAAUGCAUGUGUGGUAUGACUGGUAAAUGGUUGGAUUACUUGAUUGACUUUUUGAAGGAGUUUUUUCCAAUGGCCGCAAUUCCUGCAAAUAGUCGUGAAUCAAAGAAGGUCAUAAAGGAUCUAGGUCUCGGGUAUGAGAAAAUCCAUAGCUGCCCAAAUGACUUCCAUAAGCGACCGGCUAAGGUUAUGAGGUACUUUCCUUUGAUACCAAGACUGCAGAGGAUAUUCAUGUCCUCAAAAACUUGUACUGAUAUGUCUUGGCAUGCUAAUAGUCGCAAAAAAGAUGGCAACUUGAGACACCCAGCCGAUGUUGAGGCAUGGAGAUCGUUUGAUGCUAGAUACCCGGACUUCGCUUAUGAUCCUCGAAAUGUUAGGCUUGGCCUAUCCUCCGAUGGUUUUAACGCAUUCAAGUUGUUAAGCACAUCGUAUAGUACUUGGCCAGUGGUAUUAAUUCCUUACAACUUGCCACCUUGGAUUGGAAUGAAACAAUCCUCCUUUAUUUUGUCCAUGAUUAUUCCGGGUGACAAGGGUCCAGCUUUGCUAUGGACUAUAAAUGAUUUCCUAGCAUACGCCAAUUUAUUAGGUUGGAGCACAAAAGGAAAAUAUGCAUGCCCUUGUUGCACUUCACAUACUUCUGCAAGGUGGUUAACCAAUGGGAGGAAAUUUUGUUACAUGGCACAUCGUCGGUGGUUAAAUGAAAAUCAUCCAUACAGAUUCCAAAAGCACUUGUUCGAUGGUACAAUAGAGUUACGUGGACCUCCUUCAAUCCCUACCGGUUCAGACAUUUUACUAAUGCUAAAAGAUGUUCAACCAAUCUAUGGAAAAAGGAAGAAAGGUAACUUGAGUAAAUCAACAACUUCAACUUUAAGAAAAAGACAACGGGAUGGUGAUGUAGAUAGUGAUGAUGAUGACCAACAUGAAGAUGGCCCGCAUGAUGCAGAGUUAUGGAAAAAGCGAAGUAUCUUUUUUGAUUUGCCGUAUUGGGAGCAUAACCUACUACGCCAUAACCUUGAUGUCAUGCACAUUGAGAAGAAUAUUUGUGAGAAUAUAGUUGGAACUAUUCUUGACAUAGAUGGGAAAUUGAAGGAUAACAUGAAAUCUAGAGUUGAUAUGGUCGAAAUGGGAAUUCGCCAUGAGCUUCAUCCAGAAUAUCUUUCAAAUGGAAGAACAAGGCUACCCCCUGCUUCGUUUUCGAUGACAAAAAAGGAGGACAUGUUUUGCCAAGUUUUGAAAGAUAUCAAAGUCCAAGAUGCAUACUCUUCAAAUAUUUAA
Messenger RNA from Dioscorea cayenensis subsp. rotundata (Guinea yam), 1818 nucleotides. RefSeq lists its product as uncharacterized. The record is from RefSeq and is a predicted model, not a curated record. The transcript is spliced from 3 exons. The coding region runs from base 1 to 1818 and encodes 605 amino acids. Lineage: Eukaryota; Viridiplantae; Streptophyta; Magnoliopsida; Dioscoreales; Dioscoreaceae.